UAAUCUAAAUUCGAUUAGAUUCUUUUAGAAAGUGAUUGUACAGAAUCAGUAAGCAUUUAUCAUGAAAAAGGGCUGUAAUAAAAUUCGAGAUCAAUAAGAUCUUGAACUACAAGAGACGUUUGAUCCAAUUUUAAAUGUCAGAUAGAUAAUUGUGCAACUUUCUGGCGACUGAUCAACACUGUUUCAGUUUCAGCAGACCUGUCUCGGUCUGUAAUAUUCAGUUAUCGCACGGCCUGAGAAGGAAACGCAGACAAACGCGCGUAAAAUUAUACAAAAAAAAAAAACAAAACGUUUUUCGCAACUGAAAUAGAUCGGCGUGUGACAGUGACAUUAUGUUUUUAAAAUAACCUUUUUUUAUUUGUGUUUUUGAAGUAGUAAUACCAUGGAACGGCAAAGGUGAUUAGUGUUGUUUAUAUUGGCUUUUUGGUGCUUUGUUGAAAGUGCAUCUGUUCUUAUAUUUCAAUGUUUUUUAAGAUUUAUUUAAAUCACGCUUUUGAUAACAGAUAAUUCUAUUUUAAAUACAAAUUAUAUAAAAAAGGUGCUCUCGGUGUCAUCGUUUAUUAAAUUCAAUAUUGUUACUCGAAAUUAUGCAAAGUUGUAUUAAAAGAUCGAUAAUAAUUUCUUACAAGAACAUUCAAAAACUCAACAAAUGUUGCUGUAAUCAUUUAUGAUAAUCACAAUUCUUGAACAUUUUCUAACAAUACAGAUGGUUCGAAAGCAAAACAAUUUUAAUUGUGUCAAUCGUUAGCAUAAAUUCAACAGGUUUGAAUGUACUAAAUCUUGUAAUGCGCCAAAAUCAAUUAACAAACGUCUUUCGAUAAUUAAAUUUUAGAAGAAUUUUAAAUUUUAAUGUUUUUUGAUAGUGAUGUACCUAAUAUAAAAAAUUGCAAUGCUUCGAUAACUGAAUAAUAAACUAGUAAAUUAACAAUAUCAUAUCGAUAAAAAACAAUAUCAGUACGUAUGUAGUUCAUGAAAUAUUAUAUCGAAAAAAUUUAAAACUAAAAAGCUAAGAGGAAUAAUUUUUUGUUCUACAAAAAGUUCAACCGGUGAACAAUUGAUAAAAAUGUUUCGUCCCACCCUGUUCCGUGGUUUGAGUGUAGACUCAGCUGAUCUGUCCGGGUAUGAACUCGAUAGGAGCCGUCGCGCGUCAUUAUCUGCCGAACAGCGGAGGAAGCUGAGCUUACUCCGCACGUCCAGCAUACCCUCGCGCCUCAAGCCGGUGAGCCACAUUUACCACUUGGUACCCUGCCCAAGGAAGUGCUGCAAUCAGAAAUAUGUGGUCAGCACCGACCGGAGUGGAGACAUACAUGUUCAUGUACAAGGGGAUCUGACUCAGCAGGAUAAAAGAUGUGUCUUCCUGACCGUUCACGACUUAGGCACCAACCAUUCAUCAAUGGUGGACUUCGUGAACAGUCCAGCUAUGUCAGAGAUCAAGGAGAGGUCCUGCUUCAUCCACAUCGAUGUGCCAGGCCACGAAGAAAACUCUCCGGAUUUACCUGAUUCGUAUCAAUUCCCUUCACUCCAGACUCUGGGUGAGGACUUGGUAACGGUACUGGAUUUCCUCCACAUCCGCUAUGCAGUAGGUAUAGGAGAGGGUGCCGGUGCCAAUAUUCUGGCUAGAUGUGGGCUUGCCCAUCCUCGCCGUCUUCUCGGAUUGGUCCUCGUCAACUGUACCGCAUCCACUUCUUCUGUAGCUGAUGCCUUCAGAAGCAGGUUCUCAAGAUGGAGGGGAGCAGAUAUCUCUCAGUCCGAAGAGGACUUCCUGAUUUACCAUAAGUUUGGACAUGUGAGUUUUGUGCCAGGACAUCUUGAUUAUCGCUAUCAGCAAAUCUCUAGCGAUUCGUGCGAACCGAAUGAAAAAGAUCGCAUGCUGGCGGAAUACCGGUCCCGGCUUCGCGGCAAUCUCAACCCGCACAACAUCAAGCUCUUUGUUAGAGCUUUUAUCAACCGGAAAGACCUUCUCCUGAAAGGUUGCCGACCUGAUAUCUUGCUCAUCACGGGAACGCUGAGUCCCUAUAGCAGCGUCAUCGAGAAACUCUACAAGGAGCUCGAUCGGGACAGAGUCACUAUACUGAAAGUCGAGAAAGUCGGUGACGUAUUGGCCGAAGCGCCCGCCAAAGUGGCGCAGUCACUCCUCUUGUUCUGCCAAGGACAAGGUCAGCUGACGUCCCUCCCGCCGCCCGGCGUUGAGAGGCGCAUGUCCCGCGCCAUGUCCAUGGAGGAGUACGACAAGCCCAACAUCAGGCGGCUCUCCCUCACGCCGAGCGUGGCCGAUUCUCCGCCGCACACAAAGCUCUAGGGAAUCGAGUCUUUGCUUGAAGAGUUCGAAGCUUAGACUCACGCUAAAGGUUUGUCCUAGUGUCACCAUGAAAGUUAAUUUACUUUAGAUAUUGAUGAAAUCAGAUUAAUUACUUUCACAAAGACAUUCAGUCAACUUUAUUGUAAUUGUAGACUUAAUUUGUUGCCAUAGAAUUUAGAUUAUAGCGAACUCGAACUCUUUGAGCAUAAAUAUAAAAAUCAUUGCUUAAAUUUAUAAAGAAAAAAAAAGUCAACCUGUAUCUGUAGUAGUAAAUGUAAAGCUAGCUAAUUGAAAGUAAGAAUAUGAAAUUUAUUACAAAAGAUUUUUUAAAACAAAUUUUAUUUCAAAUAUUAUGUAAUAUUUGUAAAAAUCAAUUAACAUUUAAACUUUUUGAAUUAGUUAAGGCUUCAUAGUUUUGUUUUUCUUCUUUAAAUUAGUUGUAAAAUUAGAUAUAGGUUAUAAUGAUAUCGUAUACUUUAUUUACGUAGUUAAUAUAUUCAAAUAGUAUAUAGUUGCGUAAUCCAAUGUACAUAUUAAUAGCUAUAUUAUGGGAAUAUUGUAUAAUUUUAAACACACAAUGUUGCCCAAAUAUUUCGGGUUAAAGAUAUUCUUUAUUCUCAAAAGAAUUACAUAAAUUCACUUAAAUGAGAACAUUAAAUAGUUAUAAUUAUUUCGUAUUAUUUCGUAAUUUGAUCAAAUAUUUACUACAAUAAUAAAUAGUAAUAAAGGUUUAAUGGGAAAAAGAACGAUGAAAAUAUUGUGACGCAAACAUUAAAUUCGGUAUUUAUAUAAAUUUUUUGGUUUGCUAGUUUUUAUUUGGUUUUUUUAAUAUUAAUUAUCCGAGCAUGGGUAUUGUAUAUGAAUCAAAAUAUCGACGAUUAUAGAAUGAUUAAAAAAAACAAGAAAAAAAUCGUAAAACUAUCAUUCGCAACUUGUACAGGUUCGAUCUCGUAACAACGUAUCGGAUAUCCGCGGCUUCAAUUUGAACAAUUUUAAUUAUAUGAGCUUUUAAUAUCAUAUCUAUGCGCCUGAUAUAUAUGCAACUGUUUUAUGGUAGGAUUUAUUUAAAUAAACGCUGUACAACGUGAUCUAAAUACGAAAUCCUACAAUAGGCGAUUUUCGAAAAAAAGUAUCUUAUUUUUAUAUCCAUUGUAUCUCUUUAUAUCCAUUAUCGUUUUAUUUUUGCGGGAUUUCUUAAAACUUUAGUGACAACUAUUAGUUUGUAAUCGUAUUAGUUUUAAGUGAUUUUUUGUAAGUAAAUCGAAUGUAGGGUUUUUAGUUAAAUAAUAUAUAACACUUAUCUUUAAUGUAUCUAGCUUCAUAGUUGAAAUGUAUGUACAAAAUUACGAAUAAACCUGAGACAUUCUAGAAAAUAUAAAAUUAAACGACAAAA
Messenger RNA from Bombyx mori (domestic silkworm), 3692 nucleotides. RefSeq lists its product as uncharacterized. Bases 1064 to 2299 code for a protein of 411 amino acids. Gene Ontology annotation, biological process: signal transduction. The transcript has 8 exons. NCBI's taxonomy places the organism in Eukaryota, Metazoa, Arthropoda, Insecta, Lepidoptera, Bombycidae. The record is from RefSeq and is a predicted model, not a curated record. Gene Ontology annotation, cellular component: cytoplasm.